UUUCCCUUCAAAAUUAUAGAAUAAGGAUAUAACUUUUUCCAAAUGAUGAAGUAUAAACGACUAUAUACUCAACAGCAAAGCAAUUAAGAAGGAUUAAUUCAGGAAUGGCAUCAAAUGUCACGAACGUAACUCGUACAACUUUAAGUGAGAUAGAAUAUCAAGAGUUUCUGGAAAACGACAUCCCAGCUACAAUAUUUCUCGCAUUUCUGUCAGUUGUAGGAACUAUUGGCAAUACACACACGAUAGUAGUAUAUAUGUUAUCACCGAUCAUGUCAAACUAUUCCGUUCGAGUUUUUAUAAUUUGGCAUGCCUUUAUCGACGCAGCGAUGCAAAGAAAACUCACUUUGAGUUCAAUAUGUUUUUUCCUGUGUAUAAAAUGGGAUUUUUUUCGAAACGCCCUUAACGUCGCUGCGGAUCUUACAGCUUGUGUCUUUGGAAUGCCUUUUGAGAAUUUUGUUUUGCGGUACAGCUACACAUUUUCAUCUGUCGGUGCUUGCAAAUUCUUUAAAUUUCUAAAUCACAUCAGUACAGGGACGUCAACCCUAUUAUUGACUGCAAUUGCUAUUGAAAGAUAUAAGAUGGUUGUUAAAAAAUCGCCGAUACUUAUUACAAAUUCACAAAGGUCGAAUGCUAUAUCUGGUGUUUUGUUAGCAUUGGUCUUGGUAUUAUCAAUUCCAGCAGUAGUAUUUUAUGGUCUGAAUAAUAAUAAAUCGAAGAUUUCCGGCCUGUCCGGCAAGGAAUGCAGAAUUUUAUCAGAAUAUCAAAAUAUGCGUGCUGCAGGAUGUUAUUACAGUAUUGUUUUAGUUAUCGGUUUAGGUUGCGUUGUUGUGUGCAUAAUUUCAUAUGGAAGAAUACUGUAUGAAAUUUGUUCUCAGAAAGAAUGGAGAAAAUCACAAAGAAAAAAAUCCAAUUCGUUUUCUAAUUCACCUUCAAAUAUACGAUCUGAAGUUGCCCAGGUUACUUCAUCUAUUCAAAAUGAAGAGUUCCAAAUAAAUAAUUUGCAAACUGGAUGUGGCAACAGGACGAAGAAAAAGUGCACUAAUUCAUCACACAAUCUUGGGAAUGCGAUUCAAUUGACCAUUAACCUC
Mytilus trossulus (common blue mussel) is the source of this 1088-nucleotide messenger RNA. RefSeq lists its product as uncharacterized. Gene Ontology annotation, cellular component: plasma membrane. Gene Ontology annotation, biological process: neuropeptide signaling pathway. The record is from RefSeq and is a predicted model, not a curated record. Lineage: Eukaryota; Metazoa; Mollusca; Bivalvia; Mytilida; Mytilidae. Gene Ontology annotation, molecular function: G protein-coupled peptide receptor activity. The annotation marks the transcript as partial. The transcript is spliced from 3 exons.